Molecule: messenger RNA, 1425 nt
Organism: Ramularia collo-cygni
Lineage: Eukaryota; Fungi; Ascomycota; Dothideomycetes; Mycosphaerellales; Mycosphaerellaceae
Exons: 1
Coding region: 1-1425 (474 amino acids)
Source: RefSeq, a predicted model, not a curated record
AUGAAGAACUUCGCCCCACUGCUGUCACUGCCAGCAUGUCUCAUAACCCUCACGUAUAGUUAUCAAGUAGAGGCGAACGAGAAACCAUGGCCGUACAACCUUCCGAGGUCAGUCAAGUACUACCCGGAACACGAAGGCCAUAUCAGGCGUGGCCUCGAGGCGCAAGAAAGACUAGCAUGGGAGGACCCCAUUGCGAUGAAAAAGAUGGGCGAUGAUGCAGGGGAGAAGUUUCUCCUGGACUAUUGGCAGUGGGAGGUGGAGGAGCAGGGCUCUCUUAGUCUUGGUAACUUUGGAGCUGGUACCAAGGAAUACUCCAAUGCUUCCCUUGUUGCAGCUGUGAUGCCGCAUUGCAACAACAAUGGACGGAAACUGGGCCUAUUCAAACGAAACAUCUUCGCAAGAGAAUUUGAAUGUCCUUCCGGGACGAAGUCUUGCAACUCAAUUGGAUCCGACCUUUGCUGCAACACAUCAGAUUCCUGCGUAGAGACGUCCGAAGGAAUUGGCUGUUGUCCUAGCGGAGCCGCGUGUGGAACUGAUGUCGCAGGCUGCGAUACAAGUGCGGGCUUUAGCAGCUGUCCCCAGGGAGUUGGAUGCUGCAUUCCUGGAGCAGAGUGUUUAGACAAUGGCUGCGUGUUCUACGGGACGGACACUAUCACGGCUACUUCUGUUAUGACCACGACUGCUCGACCACAGUCAUCCUCCCGAGUGGAUCCCUCGACAACGGUAUCUGUUUACACGACAACAGCGACUGUAACCAUCAGCGGCGAAGACAGAACAGAAACUACCACUUUUGUCUCUCCGACGACCGUGAUCAUAGAGCCGUCUUCGUCUAGCUGUACAUCAGACUUUUUCUCCUGCGCAUCCUCUCUUGGCGGUGGUUGCUGUAGAGAUGGCCAAGUCUGUGCGGAUGAUGGUUGUAUGGAUAAUACAUCAUCUCCAACAUCUGCCACUGCAGCGCCUCCGGUCAGGCCAACCACUUCUGGCACCUCAGUUUCCGCAGCAGAAAGCCCUAUCACGACGAUCAUCGGUUCCUCCCAAACGCCAGCUGGAUGCCCAACUGGAUUUUACAUGUGCUCUGCCGUUUAUCUCGGUGGCUGUUGCAGAGUGGACCGUAACUGCGACACUACCUCGUGCCCUGCAUCCGAAACUACUGCAGUCGCGACAGGCCCUGGCGUUUCUGUAGGCGUAGCAGGGCGACCAUCUGGUGGUUCAUGUGCCAGUGGUUGGUCAUCUUGCGCUGCAAGUGAAGGAGGAGGAUGCUGUCCUACCGGCUACUCUUGUGGGGCGUCAUGUAUAGCGACUGUCAGCGGAGCGGGUGAUACUAGCAAGAUUGCCCCAGAGUCUGCUGCCACGCUGGAGAAAGUUUUGAAAGUCGGAUUUCUCAGCAUGGCCAUCUUGGCUGGUUUUGGAAUGGUGUUGCUGUGA